CAGCAAAGAUACUUUUUCCUCGAUUGCUUUGAUUGCUCUGCGGAGGUCGUAAGCGGAUAAUUGGCAAUAAAGUACCAGUUAUGUAUUUCUUUUUAUCUCAGAGUAUUCUUCCUGUCGUAUUUGCCGUACUAGUGGUAUUGAUUACUUGGUACCUAUGGCGAAGAAUGGUUAAGGGGCCAGGGUCGAAUUCUGGGGAAGAAACACACACAGUGACGGCAAAACAGAAGGUGAGUAUUUUAGUUGUGUUCACUGUCUAGGCUAUCGUCCUCUUUAUUUUCUUAUUAAUGAAGAUUUUAUGUGUACUUGCUCUUUCCCUCUGGCUUAUUUAUACGAAUUCUGAAUGAAAAACAAAUCGUUUCGAAAAAAUCCCCUUGGCUGCGAACAACCCUUAAACAAGAGAGCGAUGUCUGUUGUUUCGCUUUUUAACGAUCAAGUUUAAUGAAGAGGACUUUCUAAUUAUUUCCAUAUUUAUUUAUCGUGUUCUAAAAGUUAACCAGUUUAAAACCAUCUGUUUAAAAUUUUUUCCUGGCGAAAGUCGAAUUUCUACGUAGUAUAUGUCUCCUAUUCGUCAAAAAAAUUUGAGACAUGAAUGAAUGUGAAAUUAAAAUGAUGAUCCAGCGCAUGUGAUUUAAGCAGCUCGAUUCAAGUUCAAUUCCUGUAACUUUUUUAUUUCCAGCCGUAAAUUCUUCAAAAGGAUUGUAUUUCCUAACUCGUUAACCAUAAAGCAGAUGUUGUAUAUUUUUACUGUCAUAAAUAGAGUAUUGUGUGAGGAAAUGUCAAUCAUUUCAUCAUUGUUAUUGUAGCCGUCAAGAGUUUUUCAUGUCAUUAAAAUAUGUAGAUCAUUUUCCUAAGUGUAACAUUGGACUAGCUAUUAUUGAAACCUUGCUGUCAAACAGACGAACUCUUGCACUGUUCAUUAAAAAGCAGUAGGUAUGUGCAUCAUUUGCCCUGCUUUGAUUCUAAGAAUACUGUUGAACCUUGAUUAUUCAGAUUCAUGGGGACUGGUUGAACCAGUCCUGAUAAUAGAGAGUCUAGAUAACCAAUACUAUGAAUAUUGAAACAUAAAAUGAACCUGAAUAAUGUGAAAUAAAAUAUUUAUUAUUUAAUCUGUAUCAUGCAAGAAUUAAGGCAAAUUCUCAAAUCUUUCCAUGAAUUGUCAACAUUUGCUAAAAGUUUUAAUGAAAGGGAAUCAAGCUGACCAACACACUUAACAGUGACCUAACUUAUGCUUUGGCUAAUGAAAAAAAGAAGUAGCAGAUUUCGAAUGUGACUAAUCAAUAUUUAAUUUAAAAAUGGGACCAGAGAAACAAGUCCAGAUAAUCGAAAAAUUUGGAUAAUCCAAGGUCUGCAUAACUGAAGUUUGACCGUAAUACAGUUCCAUUGGAAAGCAUGCCUUUUGUCCACCAUUGCAAAAUACAGAAAUAUAGUAUGGCUUUUUACCACCACUACUUUCAAAGUUAUGAUUUUAGAAUUUCAAACUGCAUAAUGAAUAUGCUGUUAAAAGCUCUGUGAAUUUUUAAUCGUAAGAGUUUUGUUUUGUAUAAGUUUCUUAAGAGGGGGCAACUUAUGAAAAAGGUGAUUUAAAUGUGUUUGUCCCUCAGGUUUUAAAUAUGUCCCUUAAAUUAGCAUUAGACUUUAAGACUCCCUUGGGAAACUAAUUAAAACUGUUGUAUAAGGAGGUUAGUUUCCAAAAAAACUGUAGUGCUGCAGUGGUAGGGGUUGUCACAAGAUAAUUUGGCUUUAUCGACUGAGUUGCUAAUCUGAAGCUAACACUUUGACUGUUAGCCCUUCCCCAUUCACUCUGUUGAAGAGCUAACGUUCAGAAAGUCAACUUUAGAAACUUGUUAUGGUGGUUAAUUUACAUUAUCAACUCAGUUAAUAAAACCAAAAUAUCUGAGUAAAGCUUUGUUGUUUCCUGAUGGAAAUAUAGGAUGAUGAUAACAAUGAGGUGACAGUUGAGGAGGCUACAAAGUUUCUGGAAGGAGCAGGAAUUAUAAAGGCAAAAGAUAUUCAUUACCUCAGUGAGGAUGAAAAAGAGAAGAUUUGUAGAGAGUCUAGUGAACCCAUCUCAGAGGAGCCAGAAAAGAGAAAGGAGAAAGAAAUAACAAUGGCAGAUGCUUCCAACAUUCAGACUUACUACAAGUCAAGUCGAUUGGGUAUCAAAGAUAUUGAAAACCAAAUGACUGAAGAGGAAUUGGAUCAAGAAAAAGAGUGAGUGCCAAAAUAGAUUUUAAGUACUGUAAAUGGAUGUAUGUCUAUUGGAUACAAGACUAUUGUUUAAGCUAUUUAGCAUAGCUAAAUUAGUGAAGUUCAGAUCUAGCUAUUGUUGUUGUUGAUAUGCUGUCUACUAAGUUGUGUGUUGCAGAUUACAAACGACUACUACACUUUAGUCAGCUUUCUUGUCUUUCCAGUGUGUUCUAAUUUGUUCCUUGUGAUAUUUUCAUUCGCUCAGAUCAGCUUAAGUGUUUGCUUCCAUCUUAGUCUUACAACACCCAAUUAAAAAGCACUUUAAUGAGUUAACAUAUUUCUCAGGGUCAAAUGAGAACCUACAUGUCCAAUUUCAGUCCCAAUCAAAACUAGAACAAAAUUCUUGAAUGGGAAUUGUUAUCAUCAGCCUGAUUUGAGCACUAAUAGGACAGUGUGCCUGUCAUGCUUGUAAUUGGACAGUGUGAUAUGAUAGUUGACAAGUCAUGUCUAUGUAAGUGGACAGUGCACAUGUCAUGUGUAUGCACUGUCUUUGCACAUUUCAUUGAGUUAUCUGUCAUUCGUUUAUGAAAACGCAUCACUGACAUCUAGUUUCUCUCUUGAAUAUUGCUAUAGUUUUGAUUUGUAGGUAACAGGACUUUGUGUCAUCCAAUUCUUUCUGUAACGAUUCUUGUGAUUAACAAAGCAGGCGACCACAAAGAAGGAGUCCAAUUUGUUAAUCAGGAUUUUUUUCAUCACUGGUAUGAUUACAAAACAAAUUGGACUCCACUCAGUCCUAUUACUAUUAUUAAGUCACUGUUGGUAGUUUAGGUUAUGUAGUUGCUCGCUCCAAUUCUGUUUCAAUGGAGGUAGAUUUUUUUUUAUAAAGAUAGUUAUUCCUUCUCUUUGUAAUCUUCAAAGGAUGCAGAGGAAACAGCUGGAAGAGAUUUUCAAGCUGCUAGAAAAUGAUAAGGACAAGUAUGGUGUAACAACAAUGGAUGAUCUACAAGCACAGAUGAAGUUAUACACGAGAUAGUACUCUAAUAAUUAACUUGUUAUUUUGUGUAAAGAGAUCAGGAUAACUCAAGCAGUUGUUCUUAUUUUGAAGUCAUCAGUAUGUAAAAAUAAUUUAUUUGCAGGGUUGACUUAAUUACAUAAACUAAAGAGUAUGUUUUUUGUUUUUAUUUAUAUAUUUGUUAUUGUUUUACUUUUAUUAUUGGAACUAAAGGCUGUUUAAAACAGGUCAUUUUAAGGUUCUACACUAUGAAGGUAGAACUUAAAUGCAAUUUAAACUUUCUGAUAUUUAAGGAAUCCCUUUGUUUUAGAUAUUUAUUUUCAAUGCUUUAACAAAUCAUUGAACUCUCUUCUGAAUUUUUGCAUCUUAUUAAGUUAUUUCCUCCAGAGGCAAUCUUUGACUUCUACUUAACAAUUGGUUCAUAUGUCAGCAAGUGUUCAUCAAGAUAUGAAGCACGCGGGAAGUUUGGAGAGCAUGAAAGAUGCGUAAGAGUUGCUUGAGGCGUAG
Pocillopora meandrina is the source of this 3706-nucleotide messenger RNA. NCBI's taxonomy places the organism in Eukaryota, Metazoa, Cnidaria, Anthozoa, Scleractinia, Pocilloporidae. The record is from the annotation of a GenBank genome assembly.